CUUUUCCAUAAGAGGCAGAGGUUUUUGGAGUGUUAUUUAGUUGGUAGUGGGCUCCUCUUCAAAACCAGUGUAGUUUUGCAUUGAUUCAGAGAGGGGGAAGAAAUGAUGGCAUGCUCUUUAUAUGGACUAAGCUGCUUCGGAAUUUUUGUAAUGAGCCGCCGAAGGAUCUCCUGUAAGGAUCUGGGACUAGCUGAUUGCCAGGGCUGGCUUUACAAGAAAAAAGAAAAAGGAAGUUUGAUUGGCAACAAAUGGAAAAAGUUCUGGUGUGUGCUGAAGGGUUCAGCAUUAUACUGGUACAGCAACCAAUUGGCAGAGAAAGCUGAAGGAUUCCUCUGCCUUUCAAACUUCACAGUGGAUCAAGCCAUGGAGUGCAAGAAAAAGUAUGCUAUGAAAAUCACCCAUCCAAAGGUCAAGACAUUUUAUUUUGCAGCAGAGAAUGGAGAAGAAAUGAUUAUAUGGCUAAAUAAACUAAGUCUAGCCAUUGUCAAGCAAGUCAACAAAAAGAAUGAAGAAGAGUGCUAUAGUGAGAGUGAUCAUGAAGAACCAGAAAUAAACACGAAGACACCACCCCCUCCAUAUUCUGACCAGCUGGUGCAGCCUCAUUUGGACCAGCAAGAACCUUCCUCAACAUCCCAUGCAUCCAGUUCUUCAUCCUCCCCUGAAAGCAGUAGGAAGUCACAAGGAUUUUCUUCUUCCUCAUUGUCCAAAGCAUUACAGCCAGAGAGACAAUCAUGGCUUGACUUUGUUAACAGCUCUUCAACUGGGGAAGAAGUAGACAGCCCACCUUCAGCUGUCACUGAUGACCCUCAAGAUACUGAUUGCUUGGUAAUGAUGGACUGUAACAAAACAAAGGAAAAGGAUGUCACGAAAUUGGGGGAUAGCUUUCAGAACUCUUUAACCAAAGGUGCCCCUGUUAUAGGUGGAGACAAGGAUAACAUUGCUGAGCCUGGAAAAACAACGCUGAAAGCUCAACCUAAAGAACAAGGGAAAUGCUCUGUAGAUGAAAUGGAGAAGCUUUUCAAAUCUUUAGAGCAAGCCUGUUUAUCUCCUCUUGGGACUCACCGGCCUUCGACUAAAAGAGAACUGAGAAAAUCCUUCAUUAAAAGGAGUAACAACCCAUCCGUGAAUGAUAAACUCCACAAAAUCCGAGCACUGAAUAGUACAUUAAAGUGCAAAGAACGUGACUUAGCCAUGAUUAACCAGUUGCUGGGGGACAAUGAGCUAACAGCAAGGAAGUACAGGGAGUGGAAGAACACAAAUUCUAUGUUGAUUCAAGAUAUCUAUCCAGAGCAGGAUGUACUGAAUGUGUCUGAGGAAAAUAUCAAGGAGCCAGAGGUGCCCCUGCAACCUUCUUUCAUCGAAAGUACUAUCUGAGAAUUGUGGACAGUACAUUACUUCUUCUUCUGGUGUUUCUGUUUACCUGUGAAAAGUUUAAGCUGCUACCAUUUCAAGUGUUGUUAUUUUUCCAAGAGCUUGUUGCUUCUCUACUAUGGAAAAUUCAGCCCAUGAUCCAAAAUAUUCUUUCUUCUCUUGGUGUUCCAUGAACAAAGAAUGUUGCCAUCCAAAGGAUCACAUUGUAACUCGUCUUUGGAGUUCUGAAGAGAACAGUUAUCCAACAGAGGGAAAUUGCAUUUCCAUUUUUUAAAAUGGCCAAACUUCAGAGCAGGAACGAUUUAGUAAACUCAAUAUCUGGAAUUUGUAUUUCAAAGUCUAUGUACAUAUUGUAAAUAAAAACUUGGUUGUCUGAAACAAAAGUUUUAAGCUGUAGAAAUGGUUUGAAAAGUUUGGCUUUUAAAGAUUGUUGCCAAUAAAAACAUGUUACCCCUCA
This is a messenger RNA of Sphaerodactylus townsendi, 1828 nucleotides long. RefSeq names its product interaction protein for cytohesin exchange factors 1 (gene IPCEF1). Bases 103 to 1374 code for a protein of 423 amino acids. The transcript is spliced from 9 exons. Lineage: Eukaryota; Metazoa; Chordata; Lepidosauria; Squamata; Sphaerodactylidae. The record is from RefSeq and is a predicted model, not a curated record.